UGUCUCGACUGUCACCAACAUGGUACAUGUUUCGUCCUGUCAGCUGAGCUUCCUCAUUUGUCCAAGUAAGUGUUUAACAGGGCACCUGAACUGUAAUAAGCUGACUGUGAGUGUGACAUGUCUAAAAAGUGUCCUGUUUGACUGGAUGAUCUCCUGAUGGAACCCCCUCCCUAUGAAGAGGCCAGUCUCCACCCUCCUGCUCUGAGUACAGAAGGAGUUAACAUCCCCCCACCCCCUUCCUACAACGCCUCCCUCUCCUCCCCCUCAACACCUCCUCCCACCUAUGGAGAAGCAGUUACAAUCCAGCCGAAUCCAUUUCCUGUCCUGACUCCACCCUCUGUGCCAACUGCUGUGACCUCACCUCCCCAAAACACUGGAAACAUAAUCCAUCCACAUACACAAGUUGGUGUAACACCGCCUGUCAGCGGCAGACAAACUCAGCCAGCAGUAGUUGUGACCCAGCCACUGCCUGUUCCUAUCUCAGUGACAUGUCUGAGAGACAUCCCUGGUUUGGUACGCUGCCCACACUGCCACCACACUGUCACCACUAAAGUCACAUACCUGCCUGGGAGGGCUGCCUGGUGUAUGUGUGUGCUUCUCACAUUGAUGGGGCUGGUCUGUGGCUUCUGUCUGAUCCCGUUAAUGGUACGUGGACUACAAGAUGCACAUCACUCCUGCCCACAGUGUGGAAACCAUCUGCACAUUCACACAAGAUGACGCUGUCGGGAUUAAUAAGGCUCCUGUUGUCCUCAGUCCACCCAGAACCUUGUAACACUCAUAUUUUUGUCACAACAUGGAUAAAUAGUUUGUCAUGAGCUACAAAUAUAAGCAGCUCACUGUACAAGCUACAAGGAAUCAGAGUGUAUUUAGGUGAUGAUAAGUGUUUAAUAUAUAAUAUCUAGAGAACAUGCUGAGCAUAAGGAUGGACAGAGAAGUGGAUGAUGCUGCAACAGCAACUUGAUAAGUUUCUGUGGACAUUUUUCCUUUGUAAAAACUUGUCACAGCUGAAAUUUCUUUAACCAACGGGAAUUCAAACCCACCACAGCAGCUUCUCACAUUUAAAACCUACAGGGGGUGAGUAUGCAAUACCAAAAAUGUUUAAUCUUUAAUCGUGUAUAUUACUUUUCUAAUCUUUUCCAUCUCUCUAGUUGACAUUUUUGAACAUUUUAAAGCAUUCUUCACAAGCACAGAAGCAUUUCUAAUAUAUACAGAUGAAAACUAGGCAAAAUCACUUUUUGCACUUUUGACCUUUUGUAAGAAUGUAUUGGGAGGGAUGGGAGGGGGUGUUAAUUUAAAAAAAAAAAUGAUGAGGAACAGAAUAUUGAAUCCGUCUCUGCAUAUGUACACUGCAGCAUUUUACCACAAUUCAAAGCACAAACAAACAACUAAACAGAGAGGACAUUUAACAAACAAGAUGAUGUCCAGUCCCGGGAUUUAAUAUGUGGUUCGGUUGUUUUUUUUUUCAUAAAUUGUAAUGAUUGUAUUUUCCAUAUUUAAAUACUAAAAUAACAAAAUUGUUAUUAUUUCUCUUUUUCUAAUGCAAAUACAGCUAAUAUUAACUUUUGCUGAAUGUAAUGACACAGUGAAAAUUUGUCCAGGUAUGAAAGCCAGACAUGUUUUUCUUUGUUAAACCAAACAAAGCCUGUUGGAAAACUCGCCGACUUAACAAACUGUCAUUUAUUUUCCACCAUAAUUCUUCUUAUAAAAGCUUUGCACACGUAUUGUAAACCCACACAGGUGGUUUUAAUUUUACUGAUUAGACCUCUUGUCAGGACUAAAUCCAGCAUAUCGCUCCACCCAGCUUCAACCUGAGCAGGUCAAAUCUGUGUGUGUGAGAGUGUGUGUCUGGGUGUGUGUCAAUCUUCUCAUCCAGCUCUCGGCAAGAAAGCAAAAAAACCUAUUUCUCAAAAUGUGAAACUAUUCCUUUGAUGAUACAGACUUGAUGUAUACUGUGAUUAGACUUCCUGGUGUAGAAAGCAGGGUGGAGGUUGUGGGCGAAGUACAUGGUAGUGCCUGUACUGCAGAGUCUAUGCACUGCAAUGCAAUGACUGAUUAAGGCAUCUUUACCUGUUGUUGUUGUAAUGGUGUGUGACCAUAGACUAUAACUCCCUUCCAUGUUGGACUCAGCUUUCUUUUGUUUUUUUAAUCAGAAUGUCAUCCCGUUAUUAUUUUUCAUUCUAUCAUGUUGAUAGGGAAAUAAAAGUGGUCUCGGUUACUUU
Molecule: messenger RNA, 2219 nt
Organism: Toxotes jaculatrix (banded archerfish)
Lineage: Eukaryota; Metazoa; Chordata; Actinopteri; Toxotidae
Product: lipopolysaccharide-induced tumor necrosis factor-alpha factor homolog
Exons: 6
Coding region: 157-717 (186 amino acids)
Molecular function (GO): zinc ion binding
Source: RefSeq, a predicted model, not a curated record